AUUGUGUCCAUUGUUAGGACUGCAGAUGAGCCUUUUAUUUACCCGGAAGUAUUUGGUAUUUUUCGCGCAACGUUUUCAGUCCGAAAGAUAAAUUGUUCCUCAUUCAUUCAGAACAUAAAUAACACCAAUUCACAAACAUGAGUUUGCUGAAUAAACCCAAAUCUGAGAUGACUCCAGAAGAGUUGCAGAAACGAGAGGAGGAAGAAUUCAACACUGGACCACUGUCUGUGCUCACCCAGUCAGUGAAAAGCAACACACAAGUCCUCGUCAACUGCCGCAACAACAAGAAGCUACUGGGACGAGUCAAAGCCUUCGACAGGCACUGCAACAUGGUGUUGGAGAAUGUGAAGGAGAUGUGGACAGAGGUCCCGAAGAGUGGCAAGGGGAAAAAGAAGUCCAAGCCAGUGAACAAGGACCGGUACAUCUCUAAGAUGUUUCUGAGAGGGGACUCUGUCAUUGUUGUGUUGAGGAACCCUCUUAUCACUGGGACUGGGGGGAAGUAGACUGACAUCUCACCCAAAGGCUGUACCACACUGGGUCGUAUUAAUUAGUACACACCAUCCCUCCCCGUUUUGGUCAGUUUUCUUCUGUUUGGUUUCUAGUGAAUACUACCCUGCUUUAGCUGAGAAACUGCAAGAGCAGGGCCAUGUUCAUCAGGACACAAUGUUGUGGAAUAUUUAGAUAUACAAUGUGGAACAAACAUGCGUCUCUGACGUCUAGAAUAAGGAAUCACGUCAGCUCUAUUCAUUACAUUUCUAUAUUAAACAUUCCACAAUGUUUGACUACUAAACGUGGCCCUGGGUCAAGUUCUGUAGGCAUGACAUGGAGAAACUUUUUUUAGUAGUAGUAGUAGUAGUGGUGGUAUUUCUCGAACACUUUGUUUUCUAUUUGAAAAUCUUUUAUAUUUCCGCUCACUGAAUGCGGCUCAGAACUCGAUUAAUCAUGGCAAUUGGAUCUCUUUCAGUAAGGCCCAAGUUUUCAAAAAGUGCUCUGCAACGGGACAUCAACUAAAUCAGAAUUUGUUUCUUCCACCCUGUUAGAGCUGAGAGAUUAGUUUGAUCAUAUGUGACCUUAAGUUGCCCUUUUGAACAUGACCCCUCUGUUUAUGUUAUGAUUUCAUAUUGUUUGAUAUGAUGCCCACAUUCAACACAUGUAAUGGAGACAAAUUAAUAUUCUUGGCUGAUCUUGUCAUAGUUUUUCAAACUGCUGAAUUUUGUACUCAAAGCUCCAAUCUGAUAUAGGCCUGUUUUAUUAUUGAGGCGGUGAUACAAUUCCUACAAGGAACAUAUUUAGUUUUUUUCUCUUUGUUUAAUAUUUUAAUAAACAAAUGUUUUUGUUCUAUA
Messenger RNA from Salmo salar (Atlantic salmon), 1343 nucleotides. Its product is annotated as small nuclear ribonucleoprotein Sm D2. The record is from RefSeq and is a predicted model, not a curated record. Gene Ontology annotation, molecular function: RNA binding. Gene Ontology annotation, cellular component: small nuclear ribonucleoprotein complex. Gene Ontology annotation, biological process: RNA splicing. NCBI's taxonomy places the organism in Eukaryota, Metazoa, Chordata, Actinopteri, Salmoniformes, Salmonidae.